CCCCGCCCCAGCGUAGCUCAGUUGCCUCCGGACAGCCACGCUGUACACUUCUACUCUGUUGAAACGUCCGCAACCCUGCUGCUGCCUCGAUCCACGCCGCCACUGGCUCACUCCGCCUCCUCGCCCACUCAUGGGGAAAAAUCUUCACAUCCCAGCACUGACAUGCGCGGUGGACUCAGCACAGUCAGAGAGGGGACGUAAAUAGUUUCCAAAUAAACUGAGUCACUUCCGCGCCAGCAACGACUCUGCCAGAAGCUCAAACGCGCGCACACACAUUUGCCGACCACCUCGCAGUGGCAAAACCCGGGCGCGCGCACGUUUUGGCGGGAAAAAGUUUACAAGUGAAGUGUGACAUGCGCACGGAAUCUUCAAGACUGGAGACAAGUUCGUGAGUUUGUACAAGACUACGAGAAAACUUUUGUGAUUGGCUAACGACUCUGCAAGGCGACUUAAACUCUCACAAGUAACUCGCUCGUCACCGCUAGAAAAACCUCUCCCGGUCGAGGGGCAUAUCGUCGUUAGAAUUUUUCUAGAGCAAUUCCACUUGUAGACGGAAUAAACAGAACUACAUCUACGCACAGGGUCCUGGUCAGAUACAUGGAUCGCGGCAAUAUAUCGUGCAGGGUUGAGUUGCCUCGAUAACAAGAAGAGGGAACUCUGAAGAAGCAAUAGCCUGACGAAAAAAAUUCUUUAUAAGGCAGAGGCACGUUAAAGAAAGGAUGAUAAUGCAGUUAGCAGGGGAUUCUGACAUCGGGCCGCUGGCUCUCGACAGGGAAGAAGAAGACUAUAAAGAAAUUUCCCAUUCUGACACCUCCAUCAACGUCGCAAGGUGGGCGACGUUCCGAGACAGUGAGGGGCGACGAGACAGUGAAUAUAGCGACGUCCCAGACGAUCAGCGACCGCCCUUACACAUUUCGCUCGCCGAGAUCUCAUUCAUCAUCAAAUUAUCGAAAGCAAUGAACUCUGAGGGUAUGUUCUGUGACUGUUUUAGACAUUAUUCCUCCUGUUUUGAGUGCUCCCACUGUUGGUGUAUUUAAAAUAUUGCUUGUUGCGGUGUUGGCCGUGAAAACUGCACUCUUGUAUUUUGAUGAUGCAAAUCUCCAUAUUUUCUUUGGAAAGUGUGAUGUUUCGGAUUUUUUUUUUUUGGGGGGGAGCUCGUUCUUUUUAAGAACGAGGCGGAAGGACUGAAGAUACUGAAGCGAGAAAAUUAAUUGUGGGAAUCGGGUAUAGGAAGAAUAUAUCUGCGUUUAUUUAAAGAGCUAUGAGCAGGUGUAUCUUGCUACCUACUAUUGUCACCUUAUUAAAUAUCUGGCUAGAAGCCUCUCCCUUCGUCAUAGCUGAUUGGUUCACUUCAUGCGACAGCUAUAACCGUGUCCUAAAAAAUUUCUUUGACACCUAAACAGUGCACCCUCAUU
This is a messenger RNA of Penaeus monodon (black tiger shrimp), 1415 nucleotides long. RefSeq lists its product as uncharacterized. The transcript has 3 exons. The record is from RefSeq and is a predicted model, not a curated record. Lineage: Eukaryota; Metazoa; Arthropoda; Malacostraca; Decapoda; Penaeidae. The coding region runs from base 720 to 1037 and encodes 105 amino acids.